AAUCUGCAUUGUGGAGGUUUUGAUAAACGGUGUUAAACUAUUAUUAACGUUUUCUAAAAUCGAUAAAAAUAGUUUUGGGCCUGUUUUUAUUUUGGAAGCCCAAGUUUUAAUGGAUUCAGUAUUAUUUGUUGGCCCAAUUAAUUUGGCGCGAAAAUCAAAUCCUUUUUAGGGAUUGGAGUCUACUGUUGUCUGAGUUUUCUAGGUUCCUCUAUGGCUUCACGGAGGAAAAGAAGAAAGGAGAAUGAAGCAUCAUGUACUGAUAAACAAGAGAUUGCAUGUUCGCCGGUCGUCGUAUUCGCUCACGGUGCCGGUGCUCCCUCUUCUUCCGACUGGAUGAUUAGAUGGAAAGAAAUGUUAAAGAAGACAUUAGAAGCUGUUGAAGUGGUCACAUUUGACUAUCCUUAUCUUGCUGAUGGGAAAAGAAGAGUUGCUCCGAAAGCGGAGAAAUUGAUUGAGUUUCAUUUGGAUGUUGUUAAAGAAACUGCUGCUAAAUUCCUUGGUCAUCCUUUGAUAUUAGCUGGCAAAUCUAUGGGUUCUAGAGUAAGCUGUAUGGUUUCAGCUGUGAAUGAAGAUGUUCCAGUUUCGGCUGUGAUAUGUUUAGGAUAUCCACUUAAGGGCGCGAAAGGUGUGAUAAGAGACGAGACCUUGCUGGAAAUGGGAGUCCCUGUGAUGUUUGUGCAGGGAAGCAAAGAUCCGAUGUGUCCUCUGGAUAAGCUAGAAGCUGUUUGUAACAAAAUGAAAGCUGUGACUGAGAUUCAUGUGAUUGAUGGUGGAGAUCACUCCUUCAAGAUUGGGAAGAAACACCUUGAAACAAAGGAGUUAACACAAGAUGAAGUCGAAGAUGUCGCUCUCAAAGCAAUAUCAGCUUUUGUCUCCAAAUCUCUUGCUCAAAGCUCAUAACUAUAGUCAAGGUUUACAGGUUUGUGGUAAACUACGUUUUCUUCGCCUGCCUUGUACAUAGCUUAAUUCAAGUCUUAAUGGCUAAUGCUUUCAAUUUUAUGUCAACUUUAAUUGUCUUCAUUUCUAAUGGUAAACUGGAGUUUUGGUUAGGUAGUGUAGACUACUUUAACUAAGCAUCGCUCUUGGCUUUGUGUGAUGCUGCACCAUUAUCAGCCCAUAUAUGUCUCUUGUAUGCCUCAUGGCUCUUUCUGGCUUUAUCCAUAUUAGGAUUUAUAUGUUAA
This is a messenger RNA of Arabidopsis lyrata subsp. lyrata, 1181 nucleotides long. Its product is annotated as KAT8 regulatory NSL complex subunit 3. Bases 211 to 900 code for a protein of 229 amino acids. The transcript is spliced from 6 exons. NCBI's taxonomy places the organism in Eukaryota, Viridiplantae, Streptophyta, Magnoliopsida, Brassicales, Brassicaceae. The record is from RefSeq and is a predicted model, not a curated record.